This is a messenger RNA of Sphaeramia orbicularis (orbiculate cardinalfish), 1465 nucleotides long. Its product is annotated as catechol O-methyltransferase domain-containing protein 1. Bases 71 to 844 code for a protein of 257 amino acids. The transcript has 7 exons. Gene Ontology annotation, molecular function: S-adenosylmethionine-dependent methyltransferase activity; O-methyltransferase activity. The record is from RefSeq and is a predicted model, not a curated record. NCBI's taxonomy places the organism in Eukaryota, Metazoa, Chordata, Actinopteri, Kurtiformes, Apogonidae.
ACAACGAGGGUCCGGGUAACAACCCCGCGCUACUUUUUUAAUUUUAUUUCUCACCUUUUAUUUAUUAAUCAUGUCUUUCCGUCACAUCUCAAAGGAAACCCUGGUUGGAUCUCUUACUAUAGGAGUCAUUUUUGCUGCUGGUUAUUAUUUGGGCAAAAGGAAAUCUCCCAGAAUGAGCAUCUCCAAAAGUCACUGCGGGGGAAAAGACAACCCUCUGCUUCAGUACGUCCUCAAUCACUCCUUGAGAGAACAUCCGGUCCUGCAGAAACUGAGGCUGAGGACAAUGGAAGAUUCCUGGAACAUCAUGAUGGUGGCCUGUGAGCAGUCACAGUUCAUGGCUAAUGUGGCCAAACUCAUCAGAGCCAAGAAAAUUAUAGAAAUUGGAGUAUACACAGGAUACAACACUCUGAACAUGGCCUUGACCUCACCUGACGAUGGCGUCAUCAUUGCAUGUGACAUCAGUGAAGAAUACACCAGCAUCGGCAAACCAUUCUGGAAAGAGGCUGGAGUAGAGCAUAAAAUUGACCUACGGCUACAGCCAGCGCUGAAAACACUAGAUGAUCUCCUGGCUGCUGGCGAGGCCGGAACCUUCGACUUUGUCUUCAUUGACGCUGACAAAGUAAAUUAUGACAACUACUAUGAAAAGUCUCUGCAGCUGUUGAGGAAAGGAGGCGUCAUCGCUAUUGAUAACGUGCUGUGGAGUGGACGGGUGAUAAAUCCAUCCCCUGAGGAUGCAGACACUGUGGCCAUCGACAAAUUAAACAAGAAGUUACACAAAGACACCCGCAUCAGUCUGAGCAUGCUCACUGUGGGAGACGGGCUCACGCUGGCUAUAAAACUCUAAGAUGAUGUCACAUGGAGUAUGUGGUGUUAGCAAAAUCUGUGUCUUAUGGGCAAAUAACAGAUUAUGGGAAUUUACUGCAGGUGAAACUGUGAUUGGACUUACAAGACAGGGUGAUGUUGAUUUUAGUAAAAAAACAUUUAAAUGCACAUUAAUACUGAUGUCUUUGAUUGUAACUGUGAGAGUUUGAUACUUUGAGGUGUCUUCUGCUCAAAGGUCACAAAAAAUUUGAAGGUAUGGACUUGUCAGGGGGAUUUGUUAAAUCAAGAAUAAAGUUGGAGUUAAUCAUGAUUGUAUAACUUUUAAGUGUGAAGUGGAAACUUUUGCACACAGACUGAAAGUGGGGAAGUAAAUCAGUUGAUCAAUCAUAAAUUAACUGUUCUGAUGACACUUUUUUUUUUUAAUAAUUUCUCCUUAAAAACAUUGUAAAUUCAUUUUUUAUAUCCAUGUCUUACUUGCAGGGUCAUAGUUACAUGAAACUAAAACUAGCAGGAAAACUAAAAAUAAAAUGACAAUAGAACUGAAGGUGUUGUACUUCUUACUACAACAGAAAAAUGGCUUCUGGAAAAACUACAUUUCACAGAAUGAGAUUUUUUUUAAAUAAAAAAAAAGUUUUGUAACUCA